Molecule: messenger RNA, 1329 nt
Organism: Drechmeria coniospora
Lineage: Eukaryota; Fungi; Ascomycota; Sordariomycetes; Hypocreales; Ophiocordycipitaceae
Product: putative ribosomal protein YmL35
Exons: 2
Coding region: 1-1329 (442 amino acids)
Source: RefSeq, a predicted model, not a curated record
AUGUCGCGGUGUCGGGCCGUGGCGAGAACGCUUGCACGGCAAUUACCAUCUCGACCGGAACCAUGCUCGAUCCGCGCAUUCACCUCUGGCGUCGUCCGCGCUGCUGAUGUGCAGAGUCCCCAGCAGGAAGCCGUCGGUCUCGACCUCGAACCGAGCACGGUGCUGCCCGAGUUCGAGGCGGCGCUGAUCAAGGCCGGCAAGAUGCCCGUCGGCUCGCGGAGGCGGCGCGUGGCGAUGCGGUUGACGGCCGACAUACCCUUUGAGCAGCUGCCCUUUCAGGCCUUCCAGGAGGCCCGCAAGAUCCUCGCCGCCGACCGCGAGGAUAAGCUGUCCAAGAUCGCCACCGAGCUGUCCAAGAUUGCCCGUCUCGAGGCCAAGGGCGCCGAGGACAUCCGCGGCGGCCAGCAGAUGAAGGACACGAAGCUCGCGAGUCUGCGUCGGCACGUCGAGGAGCUCAAGAUUCUGGCCGACGUCAACGAUCCCUUGGUCAAGAAGCGAUUCGAAGACGGACUGGGGGACAUGAACAAACCAAUCUACCGCCACUACGCCGAGAAGAAGUGGCGCUCGUACGACUACCGCCUCGUCAAGCAGCGUAUCGAGCAGUUCAGCAUCGUGCCGGACGUACUGCCCAAGCUCGAGCCGACGGCCGACGUGCAGCUCUACUUUCGUCUGAAAAAGGUGUCACCCGGCGACGUCGUCGACAGCAUCGUCAGCGAGCGCGCCCCGCGCUUACGCGUCCAGCUCUUCGACAAGGGCGAGCGCCUCGUCACCGUCGUCGUCCUCGACGCCGACGUGCCGGACGUCGAGGCUGACAGGUUCGGCAAGCGGUGCCACUACCUCGCGGCGAACAUCCGCCUGAGCCCGACCGACACGUCGCUGCCGCUGAGCCUCGUCCGGGCCGACGACCAGCUCGCCGUGCCGUGGCUGCCGGCGUUUUCGCAAAAGGGCGCGCCCUACCACCGCCUCGGCAUCUUCCUGCUCGAGCAAAAGGCCGGCGAGAGGGUCGACGUGGCCAAGCUCAAGGAGCUGUACGCGGGCAGGGAAGGCUUCUCGCUGAAGUCGCUGCGGGACAAGUUUGGCCUGAAGCCGUUUGGCUUCCACAUGUUUCGGUCCGUGUGGGACAGCGACACGGCCGACGUCAUGGCUCGGCACGGCAUUCCCGGCGCCGACGUCGAGCUGCGUCCGGUCCGUGUUCACAGCCUCAAGCCGCCCGUCAAGGCGCGCGGUUGGGAAGCGAAGCGGCAGGGACCAAAGUACCGCCACCUCUGGAAGUACACGAAACGCAUCCGCGGCGUGUCGAACGCGCGAGGGUGGAUCAAGAAGCGGUAG